AUGUCUUGUAUGGCACUAACGUGUCCAUGCGAAGACCAAAUGCGACAACUUACAGCCCUCGUGCAGUGCCUGCAUCUCCAGUGGCGCAAUAUGUUUGACCGGGCGAGCCUCGCCAUUUUGGACCGCCUCGAUUAUGCCAUUCGACUCUUGGAGGCACCACCUCGAGUCUACUGUACAUCCCACUCGCAGCUCAACCCUAAUACAGGUAGUGCGAGUACUACCAUUCCCACAGGCGAUGGCACGCCUGCUGUAGCCUUGAAUGGGGAAGGUCAAGAUCUGGAUCCAGCCUUAGCCACUGGUGAUACUCUCGCUUGGGCCACUGAUUCACCUGACACCGACCGAGGCCACCAUGGUCGACCAUACAUCAACCACGCCGCGUCAGCCGAUGCUCUGAUUCACAAUUCCUGGCCCGCCUGCACCCACGUCCUCGAGUGGCCGAUUUUCGAAGGCCGAGUCAAGCCAGAUUUCAUCAAACCACCUCUGAAUGAUUCCAGCCCCAGAGUGGCUCAUCCGUUGUCACCUAAGCCACGUGGUCAGCGAACCGAGAGACAGACGAGAGCUUGGAAACCAUCUACAUCUGCGGCAAGGAUACACGAGGACGACAUUUGUGAACUCGUCAAAGGAUUUUUGCGGAACGUGCACACCAAAAACCCAAUACUAGACCCUCUUGCCCUGCUUGAGCUGACGCGCAAUGUGGCCGAAGAGGGCUUCGCAUGGGACAACAGCUCGUGCCUCGUGUUAAUUGCCUCUGCACUGGGGAGCCUGGCCACGACGUGGAACACGGCCAUUCCUACCGAGGGCGAAUCCUCUCUCGAAGAUGCCGUGACGUACCCUUUGGCCGAAGCCUAUUACACGGCUGCACGUAAGCGACUGGGCCUCUUGGACAACUCCAUCGUGGCCGCUCAGUGCUGGUUCGUGACCGGCAUGUACGAGAUGUAUUCGAUGCGACCUCUCGCAGCAUGGUCGUCCUUCAAUCGAGCGUGUAACGGUGUACAUCUUUAUCUACGUAUGAAACACCAAGACAGCCAACAGCAAGUUGUGGCCCGACCCGAGCAAUGCCUCCACUGGUCCUCCCUGAAAUCGGAAUGCGAGCUGAGAGAAGAGCUGGUCCUGCCCCCUUCCGGUCUCGCCACGAUCGGGUACCCUGGGGAUUUCCCCUCGCCGCCACCAGGAAGCACUCUCAACGUCGAGGGCGGCGCUGCAACAACCGAGCGCACCGAGUGGGAAUAUGUGCACGAGCACAGCUGGUACUACUACCUCUCCGACGUCGCCUACAGGCGCAUCGCCAACUACACCACCACGAUGCUGUACAGCAUGCCCAAUGAACAGUGGCUGAAGAUGGGGGUCAGACGACUGCACCGCAUCGCGGAAGAGCUGGACAACCAGACCAUGCAGUGGUGGAAGCAUAUUCCAGGCUCUCCGGGACCCUCGCUCUUGGAAGACACCGACGAGCUCACUUUCAUGCUGCGUCUGGACUACGUCGAUCUGCGAGAACGCAUCUGGCGGCCAUUCCUCUACCUCGCCUUGCACGGCACGCCCACGCAAGAUGAGAUGCCUGUCGUGAGUUCCACCGUGAAGACGUGCCUGGACAUGAGCUUCGAAAUGCUACAAGGGGCCAGGCUGAAACAUCGCCAUCACGGGCUCUGGCUGACCGUCAGGUGCAUGUUUGCCAAGGCAUUACUGAUCAUCGCGGCGGGAAAGAGUGGACGGGUUGCCAUCAGGAGUGACUGGCUUGAGCACGUGAACUCCUUUCAAACGUACCUGAAAUACUGGGAAGACGAGGCAUCGGAUCUUGGAGCCAUGAGACUGGCUUUGUCUGAGUUACUUGGGAGGUAA
Messenger RNA from Exophiala spinifera, 1836 nucleotides. RefSeq lists its product as uncharacterized. The transcript has 2 exons. Lineage: Eukaryota; Fungi; Ascomycota; Eurotiomycetes; Chaetothyriales; Herpotrichiellaceae. The record is from RefSeq and is a predicted model, not a curated record. Bases 1 to 1836 code for a protein of 611 amino acids.